Linnemannia hyalina is the source of this 1725-nucleotide messenger RNA. NCBI's taxonomy places the organism in Eukaryota, Fungi, Mortierellomycota, Mortierellomycetes, Mortierellales, Mortierellaceae. The record is from the annotation of a GenBank genome assembly.
AUGGAAUCCAAUGCUUGGGACCUGCCAGAGAUCAGGGCCCUCAUCGUACCUUACCUCUCUCCCGCUUCUCUACACGCCUGCGUCUUGGUGUCCAAGGUCUGGCACGACUUCUUUAUCCGGCUCCUAUGGGCGACUUUUCAUUUCGGACCUCCUAGAAAAACCAGCACCACCAGCAGCUCAGACGAACCACAGCUUCCUGAGAGGGCAACCAUCGAGAAACACGCCCACCUCAUCCAAAACCUUGUCGUCUUUGAUCUUACACCCACCUUUCGUCUCGACCUCUUCAGGGGCACUCCACUCACAUCUCUGAAGGAACUCCAUCUUUCCCCGAGUAUCAGUUCCAAUACAACAAACACCUCCCAUCUAGACUGGAUCUUUCGUCAGAACCCCGGGUUGCAGGUGGUCGAGUAUAAUGGUACGCGGUCCAAGAGCCAGUGGUCACAGCGCAAUACACUGGAGCAGCAGCAGCAGGAGCAGCAGGAGCAGGAGAAGGAGAAGGAGGAGGUUCUGGUGCUGUUGGAUAGCUGUCGAGAGAUUGUGGAUUUGACGAUGAGGUAUGUCGAGUUUAAGGAGGAGUAUUGGGAGGGGUUUCGGAGGUUGUGCGCGACGAAGCUGAAGAGGCUGGUGUUUUAUCGUGGUCGCGGGUUGGAGGAUGCUAAGUGGGAUGGGAUUCCGAUGCCGCAUUUGCAGGAGCUGGAGAUUUUAAGUGCUGAUGGUUUUGUUAUGGUUCCUAAUCCGAGGAUGAUCUUUCAGUGUCCGAAUCUGAGGACUCUGCGCUGGUCCGACAAUCGAGGCCAGGACCCAGACCCUUAUAGCUUCCACCAGAUCCUCGCAUCCUGCCCACGGUUAGACGCCCUGGACGUCCAAGGGAUGGCCCUCCCCGAUGACGAUAUCGCAACAUUCCUUACACGGAUGACACAUCCGGCGAGAGAGAUUAUUCUUCCAACGACGAAAUUCCCAUUUGAAGAAGGGCCACGGUUCAUCGGGUUUGGGUUGAAGGCGUUUGAGGCCCUCGCACGACAGCACCUAACGGAGCAGUUGGUGGUGUUGGAUAUAGGUCCGACGAGCGGGUUUGUGACGAGUGGGAUGGUAUUGAAGGUGUUGCAUUCAUGCACGAGGUUGAGGGAGAUUGGGGCGUGUCGGGUUUCGGGUAGGGAUAUUUGUGAGCAGGCCCAGGUGGAGGGGAGGUGGGCGUGUCAUGGAUUGGAGGUGUUCAAUGUGAGGGUGGUGUUCGAGUUGCCUGACGAACAGCUUGUCCAGACACAAGAAGGCGUCUUCCGUCAGCUAUCAGGACUCACCCGCCUGCGCGUAUUGAACGUUGGAACCAGGACCACAACCACCAUCCAACAACAGAUGGACUCUUUAUUCUCGACGGUCCCGAAUGCAGAAGCGGAAGCGGAGUCAAGUCUACAGUUCAAAUUGGAGUAUGGGUUGGCCCAGUUGGCAGGACUAAAGAGGCUAGAGAUUCUUUCUGUGGUUGGCGGUGUGCCGCAGAAGUUGGCGAGGGAGGAUGUGGAGUGGAUGAGGCGGUGGUGGAGAGGGUUGAAGAUUGUUAAGGGGCAGUUGUAUCCGGAGAAGAAGGUGAAUGUGGCGAUAUGGAAUGUGUUGACGAUAAGGGCGAGGUGGCGGGAGGGACAGGAGGAGGAGGCGAAGGACGAGGAGAGGUUUUUGGGUCUGCUUGAUGAGCUUGGUUUUCGGAGUACCGCUGCAGCUGCUAUGACAUAG